AUGGAUCCAAUCAAGUAUAUAUUUGAAAAGGCUGCGUUAACUCAAAGGAUUUCUCGGUGGCAAAUGUUGUUAUCCGAAUAUGACAUUGAAUAUCGCGCUCAAAAAGCCAUGAAAGAUAGUGUGUUAGCAGAGUACCUUGCUCACCAACUGAUUGAGGAUUAUCAGUCUAUCAGAAUGGAUUUCCCAGAUGAGGAUGUGAUGUAUUUGAGAGCUCGAGAUUCUGAUGAGCCAUUGCUAGAAGAAGGAUCGGAACCUGGAUCUCGAUGGGGUUUAGUUUCUUAUGGAGCUUCUAAUGUUCAUGGUCAUAGAGUUGGUGCAGUUAUUAUCACUCCACAAGGUUCACAUAUUCCUUUUACUGCAAUGAUAUGUUUUGAUUGUACAAAUAAUAUUUUUGAAUAUGAAGCUAUCAUGGGCCUCGAGGAAGCCAUUGAUCUCAGAAUUAAGAUUCUUGAUGUUUUUGGAGAUUCUGCACUCGUGAUCAGUCAGAUUAAAGGAGAAUGA
Vicia villosa (hairy vetch) is the source of this 501-nucleotide messenger RNA. RefSeq lists its product as uncharacterized. NCBI's taxonomy places the organism in Eukaryota, Viridiplantae, Streptophyta, Magnoliopsida, Fabales, Fabaceae. Gene Ontology annotation, molecular function: nucleic acid binding. The transcript has a single exon. The record is from RefSeq and is a predicted model, not a curated record. The coding region runs from base 1 to 501 and encodes 166 amino acids.